AGAGAGAUACUAUAUAUAUAUAUAUAUAUAUAUAGAAAGAAAGAAAAAAGAGGAUAAAUAGAUAGAUCUCUCCGCAUGUGUGGAACUGGUUAAAAGAAAGAAAGAAAAAGAAAAAGAAUAACGAACCUGCGUGUAUACCUUAGCCUAUUAAGCCGUCGGAUGCGCUCGUUCAACGUGUCUCGAACGGUGCACGAUACCUCGUCGCGUUAUCUGCAGUAAAUAUUGCGGCUAACACACGGCCUCUCUGGGUCCGCUGCUGAUUGUUUCUAAUCAUUAUCGCACACGUUCGCGACCUGUGUACGCAUACUAUCGUUAUACUCGCCGUUGUCACCGACUUUUUCGUGAUCAUAAACGUUGCCGCGAUAUCCGUCAUUGUGUCGUUACAUAGUAUAUUAUUGUUAUUAUUCGCGAACGAUUCUUUAUAUCAUCGGUGUAUCGUCGCGCGAUACAGGAUCGGAAAAAAAGAAUCGGAGAUGAUGGUGUGAGACAACAGGCAGUGUCGUAAAGAGUGAGCAGAAAGUUUUGUGCAGUGAAUGUUCGUUAAUAGAUCAGUGUUGCGGCUCUAAAGACUAGACAGAAAAAGGGCAUACGUGUUUAGAGGGGUAUAGAAUGAGACAGAUAAUGUAAGGAAUAGACAGAGUGAAAAAGAGGUAGAAAUAGAAAAUACGAGAGAGAGAGAGAGAAACGUAUAAGUGAAAGAGAGACAACGCACAGAAAAAACGCGCUAUAUGCGUUGAAGCACCCGUGUACGAGUGCCAGCGACGAGACAGCGAAUUGGACGUACGCGAACGCGAGUGUGACAGAAAAAAUAAGAGAGAAAGAGAUAGGAAGAAAGAAAGAUAGAAAGAGAAUCAAAGAUACCACGAGACUUUUUUUAAAAGUACCGAAGAUGCAUUUCCACAGUAGUCUAUUAUCGAUUUUACUUAUCGUCAUUUCUUGUCCUCUGACUGUUCGUACACGAAGAGUUGCUCCCUUAAUCGAGGAGGACUGGGCUAGGAGGCCUCAUCGCGCCGCCGAAUGUACGUUCGGCAAGCAGAUACGGGAACUGGGCUCCACCUGGUUCGCGGAUUUGGGCCCGCCCUUUGGAGUCAUGUACUGCAUCAAAUGCGAAUGCAUUCCGGUGCAAAAGAAACGACGAAUCGUAGCGAGAGUCCAGUGUCGUAACAUCAAGAACGAAUGUCCAGAACUCACGUGCAAAGAUCCAAUUCUUCUUCCAGAUCGAUGCUGUAAAUCUUGUCCGGGAAAUUCCAGUACUGAUAUAGUGCAAGAUGUGCCCGUGCAAUUAACCUCCGAGGAAGAGGAACGAAGUCUAAAACAUUUUGGGACGCUUCUAACGGGUAAAACAUCUCAAGCAUUGCGUCGAGAUGAGCCCAAUCCAACGUCAAUGUACAACAGUGCUUACAACUAUCUUGCAACAGGUCGUUUUACAUUUCAUCGCAAAAAUCUCUAUUAUUCCUUCUAUUUAUCAACAUCGACCCCUCGCCCGCGAAGCAUACAAUUUAUCGAUGGAUCAGGAAGCAUUCUGGAAGAACAAACAAUCGAUCCCAUUGGUGGAGUGUAUCAAAAUGCAACAGGUAAAUUAUGUGGAGUGUGGAGAAGGGUUCCAAGAGAUUAUCGGAAGUUACUUCGCGAUGAACGUUUACACGUGUCCUUUAUUUGGGAGCCAUCGGCCACCUUGACAGGACAAUUAUCUCGUUAUCGUGCCUUAUCCACGGAACAAUAUUCUUCUUUGUUGGAACCGACGAUGGGUGUGGAUCGUUCAUUGAUGUCAGGCGCGGGAGCGACCGCCAUUGUCUCUGCAUCAUCGGCAUCAGCGCCAUCUAUCCACGUAUCCUUGGUAUUUAAUGGUGUUUUUUUGCCUAACGAUGUUUCCGAAGUUCCAUUGAUAGUACAACUAGAACAUAUGGAGAAGGACUACGUGGUUCUACGCGAAGAAAUUGUAGUAAAGAAACCUUCGAACGAAUUAAACUUCGGGGAGGUUCGAAGCGCCUUGUCAGGGACGGAUCUUCGUUUACUGACUCGAGGCAAACUCUCCAUUAGCAUAAUGUCUAAAAGAGAUCCUCAAGCUCUACGAUUGGCCGGCAUAGUAGGUCCACGUACCAAUUGCGAGAUGUAUCAGACUUUGCUACUCUCAGAAACACCUUCGGCCGCUUCUGGUUUGGCGUGGGCAUUUUUGGAUCAUGCUGGUUCAUUGCGUUAUGGCGUUCAGUUAAUAGGAUUGGAAGAGGAGAGUCCUCUGGUAACUUUAGUGGAUGAAGGAGGGAAACGUCGUACCGAGUUGGAAGAUUUGACGCCUUCUCUCGUCGAUGGUCUAGCUAAUGGAUCCUUGGAACGUCCAGGGCCACGAUUCCUCGAGCCUUUGUUCAACGGAGAACUCGCGGUUGUUGCUGCUUCACACGUUGGCUCCAUGUUGCGCGGCCGAUUGUUACAAAGGCCUGUAGCCGAUGCCAGAGAUACCGCUGCACCUUUUCUGCUCAGGAGACUGUUCCAAGAACCUGUACACCCUGGCCCAGUUGGCCUGGUGUGGACAGCUGUGGAUUUAGACUGUUCCUUACAUUAUGAACUUGAAAUCGCUGGCUUCCCUCAAACAUCUGCCAAUAAUCAUGAAUCACGUACGUUCCGACUUUAUUUAGAAACCAUGCCCUUAUUGGCUCAAGGAGCACCUGUAGCUAGAAGAUUAUUGGAAGAAUUUACUGGAUACAUCUUGGAAGGUUCCGUCACUGGUCUCUCACCAGUAGAAUUGUACAGGAUUGAAUCUGGUAUUUGUUUCUUGGAAGUGACCGAUAAACAGGCUGAAAGGAUUCUGAAGGCUCCAUUCAAAGCUAGAGCGCCGCUCAGCUGUCUUCCUCAUUAUGCAGAUAAUGAUGUCGCCUCAGUGGUCGCGUACAAUCUUCAACCACCCCGAUCGGAUAUCGAAACUGGCGCUUGUUUUCAUGAGACUAGAUUCUAUGAAGAAGGUACUCAGUGGACUUCCAGUACAGAUCCGUGCUCCAUGUGUCAUUGUUACCGUGGAUUAGCACAAUGCGACCCAGUACCUUGUCCAGCCCUCAUGUGUGCCCAGAGUAAGCAACUAAAACCUGCUCCUGGUCACUGUUGUCCAAUUUGUUCAGGUCCAGGGAUUAAUAUGAAUGGGACAGGAAAAAAUAUCAGCUCCAUAACAAGAGGUUGCACACUGGCUGGCCAAUUUCAUCUACCAGGAGCAUCAUGGCAUCCUUAUUUACCUCCAGUGGGAUUUGAUACUUGUGCAGUUUGUACAUGUGACCCUAUCACGCUAGAAGUGAAAUGUCCACGAGUACAGUGUCCACCGUUGGAUUGCGAUGAGAAGAUCGCUUUUAGGCCUAGCAAGAAGGCCUGUUGCAGACAAUGUCCAAUAACAAUACCUAGCUCGGCAAACAUGGGAAGUGAUACAACUCGUUUGCCGCGAGAUCAGGCAGCACCAUCCACAAAGCGCACUGCGGAGGAAAUAUUGGCUUCCGGCGGCUGCAAGAAUCCCCUUGGUAGUCCCUAUGAAAAUGGAAUGGAGUGGCAUCCACGAGUUCAUUCACAUGGAGAAAUGAAAUGUGUCAAAUGCAGAUGUAAGAAUGGCGAGGUGAGAUGCGACAGAAAACGAUGUCCACGAGCCCUUUGCAAUACGAUCGCACAUCAAAUGAAACGCGGCGAAUACGUGGCGGAUGGCGACGAUUGUUGCACGGUCCAGUGCCGACGAGCGAGGCGUCAUCAUCGUAACAAUCAUCAUUCAGCCCGGCAUUCCGUGACACCACGUGAACUCAGCUGAGUAGUUUCAACUGUUACGAAGCUUUCUUCGAACAGUGAUCUGGUCUAAGGGAACGCUUCUGGACAUUGUUUCUCUUUAUAAUCGUUAUAUUCAUAUAUGGCUUAAGUAACGCCAUUGUCGUCGUACUUUUAAUUCCAAAAAAACGACUUCAGAGCAAUUAGGAGAAAAUGAUGGGAGUCAAUUGGUAACAAGCAAAAUUCAGAUUCAGAAGGAAAACUUAGAGAGAUUGUUUUUCGAUGCCUGAAGUAUCAAUUAAUAAAUAAAUUCACAAAAUAUAUAAUAUUUAAAAAUAUUAAAUCUUUUCUAGAAUUUUUAACAUGAUGUAUAAAUUAAAAAUUAUUAUUAAAUUAAAAAAAUGAACUAAAAUUAAAUUUACAAUAUAUAAUAACAAAAAAUGAGAUUAAACGAGACCAUUUAAAUGGAGUAUGAAACAUAGAGGCACUUAGAUUAGUAUAUUAAAGUUGAUCGAUUUUGAAUAAAUGAUAUACAAAUUUUUAUAUCAUAGUUUGAUUAUUUGAUAAAAUUAACGUUAAAUAAUCAUGUUGAUAAAGUAUUUUGAAAGAAAAAUGAAGAGUAUAAACGAUGCUGUGCAUCAUCAUAUUUAUCUAACGCUAAGUUAUCGUUAAAGGAAAAGAUUCUUUGGAAAAACAUUUAAUAUUGAAAUACUCUAUUCAGGAACUGUAAAUUGGCGGAAGAUGGUAAUCAACGAAACAAAAAGAUUCAUCUUUGGAAUAAUCAACAGAGGAAGUUACAAUAAUAAUAAUAUCAAUAACAAUAUAUAACAUGAGCACAAAGGAAGGAACGUGGAUCGUUCUCAUCAAGCAUUAUUCUUACUUAUAUUCCUGUCGCUUGCUCGAUUAUUUGCUACAGAGUCCCUUGCAGCACCUACAACCAGACAUUUAUUAAUCAAUUGUCUCUCAUCAACGGAUAAACGGACCGGAAGUCAACUGCUCUCUAUCUUCUAAAGAGUGACCCUUUACAUACAUAUAUACAUGCAUAUAUCAUAUGCGUUUACUUACACAUAAAUAUGUAAACAUAUAUUGUAUGGUACGGUUAUACUGAAAGAAAAAAAAGGACGAGAAGAGAAAAAAGUAACUAAAGAAAGAGGCAAACUUGGAGAGAAUUUAAAAUCGUGACGGUAAAUGCAGAACCCUAUCGUACCCAUCAACCUCACCGAGUUACCCAGCAACCAAAGAAGACU
Apis mellifera (honey bee) is the source of this 4976-nucleotide messenger RNA. It is a transcript of the gene sog, whose product is annotated as dorsal-ventral patterning protein Sog. The transcript has 8 exons. The record is from RefSeq and is a predicted model, not a curated record. The coding region runs from base 890 to 3775 and encodes 961 amino acids. Gene Ontology annotation, biological process: multicellular organism development. NCBI's taxonomy places the organism in Eukaryota, Metazoa, Arthropoda, Insecta, Hymenoptera, Apidae. Gene Ontology annotation, molecular function: protein binding.